Messenger RNA from Talaromyces marneffei, 882 nucleotides. RefSeq lists its product as uncharacterized. Gene Ontology annotation, molecular function: oxidoreductase activity, acting on NAD(P)H, oxygen as acceptor. Lineage: Eukaryota; Fungi; Ascomycota; Eurotiomycetes; Eurotiales; Trichocomaceae. The transcript has 3 exons. Gene Ontology annotation, cellular component: intracellular anatomical structure. The coding region runs from base 1 to 882 and encodes 293 amino acids. The record is from RefSeq and is a predicted model, not a curated record.
AUGUCUAUCAACAUCGAGACUGUCGCCACCCCCCAAAAGACCGCUCGCGGGCCUGCUGAGGCCGCGGACGCGUCGGCCGUCUACCUGGGCACCAAGAACCGUAUGCCUGAGUUUGUGCUCACGGACAAGGUUGUCUGCGUAUCUGGCGCUGGUCGUGGUCUUGGUCUUGUCCAGGCUGAAGCGUUGUUGGAAGCCGGUGCCAUUGUCUACGCUCUCGACCGAUUGCCUGAGCCGAGCGGAGACUUCGCCCGCAUCCAAGCCAAAGCCAGCACCCUCGGCACAAAAAUUGAAUACCGCCGCAUUGACGUCCGCGACACCGAACUGCUCACCAACGUCAUUGAAGAAAUCGCCAAUGUCGAGGGACGCAUGGACGGCCUCAUCGCCGCCGCCGGUAUUCAACAGGAGACACCUGCAUUGGAGUACUCGGCCAAGGAUGCCAACACCAUGAUGGAAGUCAAUGUGACUGGAGUGUUCAUGACUGCGCAGGCGGUUGCCAAGCAGAUGAUUCGAUUUGGGAAUGGGGGUAGCAUCGUCAUGAUCGCUAGUAUGAGCGGAACUAUUGCCAAUAAGGGCCUCAUCUGCCCAGCCUAUAAUGCCUCCAAAGCAGCCGUCAUCCAACUCGGCCGCAACCUCGCCGCCGAAUGGGGCCAGUACAACAUUCGCGUCAACACCAUCAGCCCCGGGUAUAUCGUCACCCAGAUGGUCGAGAACUUGUUUGUGCAGUACCCCGAGCGCCGCGAGGAAUGGCCCAAGCAGAACAUGUUGGGCCGUUUGUCGCGCCCUGAGGAGUACCGUGGCGCGGCUGUGUUUUUGAUCAGUGACGCCAGCAGCUUUAUGACUGGAAGCGAUUUGCGGAUGGAUGGUGGCCAUGCUGCCUGGUAA